Messenger RNA from Sturnus vulgaris (Common starling), 1564 nucleotides. It is a transcript of the gene CFAP418, whose product is annotated as cilia and flagella associated protein 418. The record is from RefSeq and is a predicted model, not a curated record. Gene Ontology annotation, cellular component: cytosol. Lineage: Eukaryota; Metazoa; Chordata; Aves; Passeriformes; Sturnidae.
AUGGCGGACGAGCUGGACCGGCUGCUGGACGAGGUGGAGAGGCGGCUGUGCCAGCGGCGCGGCGGCGGCGGCGGCGAGGAGGAGCCCGCGGCGGCCAAGGAGGGCAGAUCAGCUAAAGUGUUAAUGAGGGCUGGCAGCAGUGAAGAAGAUCUAGACGACAUUAUUGAUGAAAUCUGUAAUGACAGCAGCUUUACCAAAACACAUCUGAAAUUGAAGUCUAAUUCUUCAAGUCUCACGCCUGAAAGAAAUAGUGUUGUUGUACAGGCAUAUGGGAAAAGAUGCUGUCCAGUGUAUCUGGGUGGAAGCCUUUCACCAUCUGGGAUAGGAACAAAUAUUUCAAAAAGAACAUGUGAUCAGCUACGUUGUACUGCUUGUGACUUCCGUGUGUCACUUUUCAAUGACUACGUCUGGGAUCAGUCCUGUGAUUAUCUUUUUUUCAGGAAUAACAUGCCUGAGUUCAGUAAACUAAGAGCAAAGAUGAUAAAGAAGAAAGGAGCACGUGCAUACGCUUGUCAGUGCAGCUGGAGAUCCAUUGAUGAAUUAACUGACCUCCAAACAGAGCCACAGCUUCGGUGGGUUUGUGGUAGACAUGGAGAAUGAAGUCUCCUCGUGUGGGAUACCUGCUUGUGUGGAAAUGGCUCUUUAAAACAAUUUGUUUCCUACCCAGUUUUCUGAGAACAGAUGGAAAAUUGAAUAGUUAGAUCUAGAAAUAGAUUAUAAUACCCAGAUUUCAACCUGAAUUUUUUUUUUUUUAAUUUAACGGUCUUGAAAGCAGUGUGGGGAGUUGAAUUACUAGGAGAAAUAACCAACUUGGAGGCUUUCUGGAAGCUAAAUGAGGUUAAAGUUUCAUACUCAGUAGUGUUAAAGAAAAGAAGAGGAAAUAACAGAUGCGGGCAUGGGAAAAGCACCUUGAGACUGUUCCUCACAUGCAGCAGAGAGCCUCAUUUCCCAUGUCUGCAGAAUCUUGGACUCAAAAUAGUGGUUUGGGAAACAACCAUGAAACACAAGCAUACGAAUUUCUGCACAGACGUGAAUCCUGCUCUUAUGUUUUGCUCAUAGUUGUUAAUGAGCAAGUGGUUCUUUAUCUCUUAAAAAAUUACUUUGCAAUCAACUCUUAUCUUGAAGGUUGCAGCACACCCCAAAACUUUACUUCCUUUUACCCACCAAUAGCCAAAACUGCAGGUGCUGAAAAUUCUCUUCCAGUUCCUACUGCUUUCUUCAGAGUACUUUCUGCUGACUAAGGACUUCUACCACAAUGAAUUUCUUGAACUUCUCUUCAGCCUUCACCACACAAGAGAUGAACAAGUUAAUGUGCAAUUAUUAAAUACGUAAUUUUAAAGAGAUUCGGAAGUAUUUUCAAGAGAGAAAGGCUCAGGUUUUUAAGAGUGAGAAAACAUAUAUCCCCACUGGUGUUGAAAUUCAGAUUCUUUUUUCAGUUUCACUUAGCUUUCACUUCAGCUUCUCUUUAAAAAUUUUUAUAUUCAAAAAGUGUAACUGUCCUGUUUCAACACACUCUCUUCCCUCAGUAACAUUGUUACUUGGUGAAUUGUCUUGCUUACAAACU